AUGCAUUCAGUGCACUCUAAUGCGAACUUUAAGCUGAACCUUCAGUGUACACAAAGGGUUACCUCCAGCUACCCCGGCGUCGGUUCCUCAUCAGCAACGGAACGAGACCAUCGCCCGCCGUACCGGCUCUGGUGGUGUUGCUGUGGCUGUAAGAUCGAAAUCCGCCAGGAAUGCCUGCUCAAGCUCGUGCUGGAUCUGCAGGAGGCCGUGCACGAACAGGGCAACCGCCUCGAAGAAGCUCUCGCGAAGGAUCCCCUUGCCGGCAGGCAUGAAAUCAUGCGUCAAGAGGCGAUGAAACUUGCGCGCAGUUUGAACGUGAACCGCCACCAUUUCACGGUUCGUGAAUGGCAGACUAUGAAACACAAUGACCUCAGGGCCCAACAGGCGCGCGAGGAGCUGGAGCGCCGGCUGCAAGAUCGCGACAAGCGCGACAAGUCACAUGAGUCUGACCAGGACCGCCCAGCCUGGAAUUCGCUGUACUGGUCUCAAAAUGAUUACGUCCGGAGGCCGCAACCGAAGCCGGAAGCGGUGCAGCAAGGUUCUUCGAAGCCGGGCUCUUCCCCGGGCUCUUCCCCGGGUCGCAGCAAGCCAGCGGGGGCGAGGACGGCGGAAACAGAGGCGGAGGACGAAGCGGCGGAAGCGACGGCGGCGCCAGCGCGAGCGGGGCCUAUAGUACCCGUGCCAGCAGGCCUCCUCGGCGCGUUUCCUGCCGCGCCGUCCGAAACGGGAGAUGAUUCUGAGAUGCCUCGCGUCGUGCGGCCCCUGGCGGCUUACCGGCCAGGAGCCGAACCCGCGGAAUGGCGGCUGCGCAUUCUACGCGCCAAGCGCAAGGCCAUGAUGGUGAUCAGCGUCGUGCUGGCGUUCCGUGGCCGCAAGUACCGCGCCCGGGGGCUUCAGCGCCUUGAUUCGCUGUCGUACUUCAUCGCGCAACACCUGGGCACCGACUUGGAGCGAUUCGUGGAGGAGCAGGGGACAUACCGGGUCACGCGGGCGCUGGCGGAGGAGGUGUGGCGGGAGAAGAACCACCGAGAUAUGCCUCAGUCUCCGAUGUUCGAUGCCGAUCCGGACGAGUCAUCCGACCCUAUUCCUACCGUGACCUUUGCCGGGUCAUCCCGGGGCCCCCUCCCUAGCCCUGCCUUUAAGGCACCACCGUCACCGCAGCAGCAGCAGCAGCAGCGACUGCCGGCAGGCACGUCAGGCGGCGGCGGGCCGUCGUCCACGGGGCCCCCCGGAGCCGGCCGCGCCGGGUCGCCGUUGCUGCGGUCGCGGCCGAUUAACCUGACGCCCACGUUGCACCACACUCAGACGGCCGGUGCUGGCGCGACGCCGGCGCUCCCCACCGCGUCCUCGUCAGGAGCUGGCGGCGCCGGCUCCUCACGGAGUGCCCUGCCGGCCGGUGCUGCGUCUGGUGGUGGCGCCGCUGCUACCGCUGGUACUGCCGGUGUGGCUGCUGGCGGCGGCGCCGGCACCGGCUCCAGCAGCCCGUUGCCCGUACUCCGCGGCCAGAGUGAGCGCAGGUCAUCGGGGUUGGUGCCCCCACCGGGGCUGGAGGGCGAGAGCUCCGCCGGCACAGUCGCUGCCGGGGGCAAUGCGACGGUGAGUCUUGCGGGUGGAAAGAACAUUCGCUUUUCUGCGCCGGGUUCCGAGGUUGGGCCUGGGGCGGCGGGUGAGGACGACGGCACCGUCAGCACCAGCGACGCUGUACCUGCACUGUCGCCGACGGCGGCAGCGGCGACGGCGGCGUCUGGGAAUGGCGGCAAGCGCUGGGAGUCGCCGCGCUUUGCUCGCCGCACAGGCGGCGAGUUCGGUGAGGUAAAAGUACGCCACUCGAUUGGUCCGACAAACGCAAGUGGGAUCUCCGCAACCGUCCUCCGCCGGCCUUCAGCGAUAGCCAUGUUGACCGAUGAUACGGCCACGGUAGCGCGGGCGCGAUCUUGGAAUGGGCCCCCGGGGGGCCAGCCGGUGCCACAUGCGCGCAGCGCGGGCCCCGACAACACACCGUCACCGCCGUCACCUAUGGGCCGCCAGCUGCGUAAGCACCGCGAGUCAGGGCUGGGCUUGACGGGGAGCGCAUCCACCACGUCGUUGCCGCAGGCGGGCGUGGCACACCCGGCCGUCACGCGCAGCCCAACGGCGUCGGCCGAUGGUUACAUCCAUGCACCGGCGGCGGUGACCGCGGCUGCGGCACGGAACAAAACAAGCCGCUAUAACGGCGGUGGUGUGGUGCGCAUCGCCAGCGCGACGCCAUCUAGUGGCGGCGGCGCCGCGGCGCGCCGAGCGGGCCGUGUCCGUGGCAGCGCGCCGGGCGACGGGGACCGGUCGGUGCUGCGCUCUGUGUCGCCUUACGCAGAACGGCCGCGCAGUGUGGCGGGAGCGAGGGCGCUGCGCUGCAGCAGCACCAUUCGCCGGAUGGUGCAUGACGGCAGCAGCGACCAGCUGUUCCUGAGGUACCAGGAGGAGGCGGCUGCCCUGGAGCGCCCACUCCGAAUGAUGCACCUGUUCGCCAACCGCGCCAACGCGCGGUGGGUGGAGGAGCUGGCCGGCUCCUCAUCCCCGCCCGUCUCCCACUCGAAUUCCUACAAUACCUUAACAGCGGUGGGCGGCACAACCGCCGGUAACGCCGCCGCCGUGCCGUCGGGCCCCGGCUGGGAGCCGCCGCACGUGUACGACGGGACGCGGUUCUCCGCCUCUGUGGGCGCCGCUCAGGCUUCCGUGUUUAGGGCGGAGGUGGCGACGAUGCUUCGAGCGGGGCGCAUGGCGGUGCAGGUUCUGGCGGGAGAGGAGUACAUAACGAUGGGCGAUGGUCAGCAGCAACAAGCGCUGUGGGACGCCGACCCGUGGGACCUCAUCGCGACAACGUUUCCUGCCAAGGUUGCCGCUGCUGACCGAGUUCGUCACGUGCACAUGGGCCCCCGGCUGCUGAUGGCGCUGGUGGCUGCGGUGGAGGCGCUGGCGGGACCGGAGGCGGUGUCACGGCUGGUGGUAGUGCUGCACGUGAACGAUGCGCAGAAGACAGAGGUGGUGCGGGAGCUGAGGUUUCGGAAGUUCUGCGGGCUGCGGCCUGAGAACCUCGUCUUGGUGGUCCAGCAGCGGCGACCUGGCUACUACUGGGACCCCGUACAGACCAUCUUCGUGCCCGACCCCAACUCGCCGCCCGUCUCUGCGGGGAGCGGCUACGCCCUGAUGCAGCUGGUCUGGCCAGAAGAGGCGCUACGGGUUGCACGUGACACGCCAAGGACCAGCGUGGUUUCCAAGGCAGAGGCACCCUCCUGGGCGAGUGCCGGCGGCUCCGCGACCGCUGCCGCCACGGCGGCGGCGGCAGCGGCGGUGGCGGAGCCACCGCCGCUGGUGCCUCUUGGCAUGUCGGUACUGGAUUUCAUGGCGCAGCGCGGAAUCGAAUGGCUGCUGACACGGCGCCUGCGGGACAUCAACCUGUACAAUCCGGAUCUGACGUUGGAUUCGGAGGUACUGUCGUACAUGCUGUACUUGCACGACCACAUGGGCGCGAACAUAGGCCUACAGGUGGAAGUAGUGGACAGCCUGACUGCUGCCCGGGCCGCGCAGACGGGCGUUGUGAUGGCGCCGCCGCGGCAGCGGCGCACCAACAGCACCGGGUCGGGUGCGGCAGCGGCAGCAGCUGCGUCAGCGCUAUCGUCGUCCAUGCGCCUUGGCGCGCCACUGCCUCCGCGCCGCGCCGCAACGUAUACGACUGGAGGCGGCGCUGGCGCUGGCCCUGGCCCUGGCGGAGGGCCGUAUCGUGCGGGCAGCGACGUGGGAGCGGUAUCACAGCCGGAGGGUGGCAGCGUGGGGGCCGGCCCUGGCGGUCCAUUGCACCCGCACAUGGUGGUGGAUGUGAAAAACAGCGACCUGGGGACCCCCCGCACGAUCCAGCUGCUGACGGAGCUGCGCACCCAGGCCAAGGGCAAGCUGGCAGUCAGCACUCGGAGGUACCUGUGGCGAGUGGAUGUCCUGCAGAGUCUAAUCCAGCGCAGCAGCAUCUUUCACCCCAGCUUGGAGGUAGCGGGGGACGUGGCGUACCUCACCUUUGACAUGGCCGACCUCACGGCAGCCACUGAAUGGGGCGCGCGCUGCGUGGCGGUAUCUGCCGGCGGCCGGCCCAUCCGCAACCUGAACACGCUGAGCGAAUUGGAGGACCUGCUUAUCGCUGUCCAGGCACAGGACGCACACGCGCCUUUCCGCCGCUUGGCUGGCAACGUCACUCCCGCGUUCGGUCUCGCGCACGGCGCCACGGACUCGCCGCAUGCCCCGCACGCCAUCACCCUCCACCCCGCUGUCAUCGGCGGCGGUGGCGGCGGUGCUGCCGCCGGCGGCCAGGACCCUUCCGCCUCCUCGCCUACCUCCGGCGCUGGCGUUGGGCCCGUGGCUGACCUCCGCAACAUCGCCCCCGGCCAGUGCAUUGUCAUACUAGUGGCUGAGAAUGAGAGUACGAGCAUGGCCGUACAGUUGGUGAUGGCGCUGGUAAAGCCCGGCAGGGAUCGGGUGGUUCUGGUGACGGUGGUGCCGUCGGUGCUGCAGGAGUCGGCAGGACGGCUGUUGCUGCGAAAGCACGAGAUGUCGAUCAUGAAGACCAUGGUGGACGUGUCCGCACAGUUGCUGACGAAGAACCCCGGUAGCAAUCUCAUUGACCAGCUGGAAGCGUUCAUUGACGACGUAGGCCCCCAGCUCGUCGUCAUGGGCAGCCAGAUGCUCGCCACGUCGCAGGGCCUCGCACACGGCCAAGCUGCAGCCAUGUCCAGCAGCGGCGGCGCCGGCGGCGGAGGCGGCGCUGGAGCUUCCUUGGGCAGUCUGGGGGCCAUCUACAGCUCCGGCGCAAGCUUCAGCGGCGGCGCGGGCGGUGGCAGCCAUGGCGGUGCAGGGUCGACAGUUCUGGGUAGCAUAACGGUAUCAAUGCUGCGCAACCUGACGCGGCCUAUGCUGAUUGUCAAGGCCAAUGCCAAGUUCGCUUCGCUCGUCUGGGACAAGGACAAGCUGCGCAUGCUCCUAGAGGUGCACCACAGCAGCCGCAACAUGUUGCGGUACGUGUGCUCCAAACUGGUGACGCCUACACGCCACGACAAGAUUUUUCUCACGCGCGGUGGCGCCAGAGACGCUUCACAGAUGGAAAUCACGACCAGUCGGCGGCUGCUGGAGAACUUUUCCGACAUCGCGACGCAGUACAAGGUGUCGGCGGUGAAGCGCGCUCUGGAGGAGCCCUUCGAGUCGGGGGCCAUCAAGUGGGCCGAGCACGACAAGGUCCACCUCAUCGCCGUGCACGCGCCUGCAGGCCGCGGCCUCGCCAACUCCACCUUCCAAAUCCUGCGGGCAGCACGCAGCGCUGUGCUCGUGUACAAGUCCAACGACCCUAAUUGA
Messenger RNA from Volvox carteri f. nagariensis, 5370 nucleotides. RefSeq lists its product as uncharacterized. Lineage: Eukaryota; Viridiplantae; Chlorophyta; Chlorophyceae; Chlamydomonadales; Volvocaceae. The transcript is spliced from 20 exons. The record is from RefSeq and is a predicted model, not a curated record. The coding region runs from base 1 to 5370 and encodes 1789 amino acids.